AUGGAUGGAGAUACAGAGUGCAGCAAAGUUGAAGAUGUUGUGGGCUGCCACGUUGAAGAUGCCAUAACGUUUUGGGCACAGGGUAUCAGUAGAUGUAAUGACCUCUUGAAAUUAAGUUGUGUGCUGGCAGAAGCUUGUCCUCGGGCUAAUGCAAUUUUUGGCAAGCCUGAUUUUAGCAAGAUUUAUGGUGGGUGUUUUUCUGAAGACAGAUGUUGGUACAGAUGUAUGGUACAGCAAGUGAUCAACAAUGAAAAGUGUCAGGUAUUAUACAUUGACUAUGGAAAUUCAGAGGUUCUAAAUAGAUCAGAAAUAGUUGAAAUUCCAGCAAACUUACAAUGUCCAAGCGUUGCCAAGAAGUACAGGCUCUGGGGACUGCGGAUACCAGCUGAUCAGAACUUAAACAUGUUUGACCAGGGGAAGAAGUUCUUGGGCAGCCUAGUUUUUGAAAAAGAAAUAAAAGUACGAGAGAAGGUCAAGCAGAAGGAUGGUAUCAUUAUUGUCCAGGCAGAAUGUGAGAAAAUAGACAUUGGAGAAGAAGUGGCCAAGGCAGGGUUUGCUGAAAAAUGCAGAUCUCUAGGAAAUGCUGAAGAUGAGGAACGGAGAGAAGUAGAUGUUAUGCAAAACCAACAUCAGAAGAUAAAAGUUCCAGUUCCCCUGUGGGUGAACAGGCCUGGUCGUGCCCUGAGCAGCCGUCCAGGUGGGCUCUUUGACCCAAUGUCUGCCAGCACAAGGAGUGAGAGCAUUGCUGGGAACCGUAUGUUUGCCACAAAGGAAAAAAUGCUAGCUUCAGCCCCAGUGCUUAACAGAAGUUUGGCACAAGUAAGACCAGAUCAGAAGCUGGCUGAAGAGAUUGAAAAGCUUCAAGGGGAGAAAGAAGCUCUCAGAAAGGAGAACAUAAAUCUCUUGAGGAGGCAGAAGGAACUAGAGCUGCAAGUUGAGCAGCUGAAAGGUGAACUUCAGGUAUGUGGAAUUGCAAAGAAGAAGGAAGCAUCCAGGCAAACUGCUGAACGUUUUGAGGAAACCUUCCGUAAUUACAUUGGAACAAAAAUGAGAAGUUUGGCUGCUAAUGUGAAAGUGUUGAAAGAAAUUAGGCACGCAAAAAAGAAUGCUGGUUUUGGGGAGCAGCUUUCACAAGCCAUAAAAGUGGUUACAGAAGGAUGUCUCACCGUUCCGUGUUCCUUGGAAAAAUUGCAGGAGCUUUGGACAGAGUAUGACUUGGCUCAAGAGAUGAUUCAAUUAUGCCAAAACGUGGAUGAAAGAGCUGAAUUGAUUAUCAAGAGAAAUGAGGUGCAGCAGAAGUUGUAUUCUGCAGUUAAUGAAUUUAUUUCAGAAGUGGAUCAGCUGUUCCUCUCUGAGCACUCAAGAAUGUUGCAGGAAUUGUCUGUUUCUCUGGAGAUGGUGUAUGGUCAAGUUUGUGAAGUGAAUGACUCUGAGGAAGUGUUUCAACAGUUCUUUAAAUGGAAGUGUGCUGAAACGGAGGAGUUUGUUCACAUCAGAAACGAUACAGAUGCUGCUUUGCAAAUUCUCAUUGACUUGUUCAGUGGUAUCUUAAAGUGUUUUGACCUGUCAUCAGAAGCAUCUUCAGAUUUAGAGGAAGUGGCUGUCAAUGUGGAUGACGUUCUCAAAGAGGCCGAGUUGAAUAUUUGCAAAGAACUGAAGACUGACUUAACAGAGCAUGGUGAGGCAGAGAAGAGAAUAAUUACGAGUGCAUACAGUAAAGUUGUGCAUAAAGUACGUCAAGAGCAGAAUCUGAUCACUGUCAUACAGAACAGAUACUUGGCCAGUGUUGAGUUCAAAAAACAAGCUGAGGAAUGGCUGAAUAAAAGUCCUAAUAUUGACAACUUAUUAUCAAUUAAAAAAACUGUGAAAAGCUUGAAGGCCCAUUUAAGAUGGAAACUGGCUGAAAAGAACAACCUUGAGGAAUCUGAUGAUUGCAGUGAGCUUGAAAUGACAAGAAUAAAAGAGGAAAUUGCUGCUCUGCGAAAUGGGGUUCUUCAGGAAAUAUACAAGGAACGUGAAGAAUAUGAGAAACUUUCCUUCUUGGUACAGAAGUGGUUCCCUGAGUUGCCCCUUCUUUAUCCAGAAGCAGGAAUUUUAAGCUAUAUGAAUUCAGGUGGACUUCUGUCGCACAGCCUGGAGCGAGACCUUUUAGAUGCUGAGCCCAUGAAGGAGCUGAGCACAAAGCGGCCAUUAGUGUGUUCGGAAAUUCAGGAUCAGAAGGUUCUUCUAAAGGGAUACUCUGUAGAUGUGAGCUCAGAAGGCAAAGUGAUUGAAAGAGUUGCCAAGUAUCACAGGGCCUGGAAUCAACAAAAGGAGAAAUCUGGCUUAUUACAACUGUUGUUUCUUCUUUUCUGCAAGUCUGAUCCUCUGGUGUAUUUAAUGGUCCCAUACUACCCAGGGGCAAGUCUGCGAGCUUUACAGGCUGAUACACCUCUGACCUUACAAGAGGCAUUAAAAGUGAUGAAAGGAGUUGCCCAAGGCCUGCAAACGUUGCAUGGAGCUAAUAUAGUACAUGGAUCUCUGCAUGGAAACAACAUUUUUGCUGUGAAUCGGAAACAAGGAAUUGUUGGAGACUUUGAUUUCACUAAACCAGAGGAACAACGUGCUGUUGCAAGCACAAUGGUUGUUGGUUCCCUGAGCUUAGUUUCUCCUGAACUGAAGAUGGGACAGCCAGCUUCUCCAGCCUCUGACAUGUAUGCUUACGGCUGCCUUCUGUUCUGGCUUUGCAUUCAAAACCAGGAAUUUGGCAUAAAAGAAGAUGGAACACCUGGCGUGGAUGUGGUUGGCAUGGAUGAUAAAGUUAAAUCUCUUCUUCGGAAUUUGUUCUGCUGUAACAGACUGACAGCUGAGCAGGUGCUGGCAGAUGAUUGCUUCCUCUUAGUUGAUGUGAGUCCAGAUUCAUCACAACCAGGUGAAGAGCACGUGCCGCACAAGGAGCAUGAUUCUGAGAAGAUGGAUGAAAAGGAAGAUGCAAUUAAAAUUAACUCUGAGGAGAAUGGGAUAGACCCUACUCCAGUAGAUAAGGAACUUGUUCAUGAUGUGUUUGAUUGA
Molecule: messenger RNA, 3051 nt
Organism: Cygnus atratus (black swan)
Lineage: Eukaryota; Metazoa; Chordata; Aves; Anseriformes; Anatidae
Gene: STK31
Product: serine/threonine kinase 31
Exons: 23
Coding region: 1-3051 (1016 amino acids)
Biological process (GO): protein phosphorylation
Molecular function (GO): protein kinase activity; ATP binding
Source: RefSeq, a predicted model, not a curated record